Messenger RNA from Manis pentadactyla (Chinese pangolin), 1508 nucleotides. RefSeq names its product progestin and adipoQ receptor family member 6 (gene PAQR6). The transcript is spliced from 9 exons. Gene Ontology annotation, molecular function: signaling receptor activity. The record is from RefSeq and is a predicted model, not a curated record. Bases 229 to 1263 code for a protein of 344 amino acids. Gene Ontology annotation, cellular component: membrane. NCBI's taxonomy places the organism in Eukaryota, Metazoa, Chordata, Mammalia, Pholidota, Manidae.
CUGCCUGCCCGCCACUCCUCUCCCUUCUCCCUCCCUUCAGUUGGCCGCAGGAGCCUGGGACUCUAUCUGGGGAGCUCCUUACCCACGGGCCUGCUGACCCAACGGCUUAGGAGCGCCCAUCAAGCUCUGGGAAUGUGCCUGGGAGAGGCAGCCUGAGAGGCGGGUGGAGCAGCAGAGCUGUAGCCACCGGAGGCAGCACACAGGUCAGCGUGGAGGUGCCGGGCCACCAUGCUCAGUCUCAAGCUGCCCCAGCUCCUUCAGGUCCACCAGAUCCCCCGGGUGUUCUGGGAAGAUGGCAUCAUGUCUGGCUACCGUCGCCCUACCAGCUCGGCCUUGGACUGUGUCCUCAGCUCCUUCCAGAUGACCAACGAGACAGUCAACAUCUGGACCCACUUUCUGCCCACCUGGUACUUCCUGUGGCGCCUGCUGGCGCUCGCGGGGGGCCCUGGCUUCCGGGCGGAGCCAUACCACUGGCCGCUGUUCGUCUUCCUGCUGCCCGCCUGCCUCUACCCCUUCGCGUCGUGCUGCGCGCACACCUUCAGCUCCAUGUCGCCCCGCGCGCGUCACAUCUGCUACUUCCUGGACUACGGCGCGCUCAGCCUCUACAGCCUGGGUUGUGCCUUCCCUUAUGCCGCCUACUCCAUGCCGGCAUCCUGGCUGCACGGCCGCCUGCACCAGCUCUUUGUGCCCGCCGCCGCCCUCAAUUCCUUUCUGUGCACCGGCCUCGCCUGCUACUCCCGGUUCCCCGAGCUAGAAAGCCCUGGGCUCAGUAAGAUCCUCCGCACAGCUGCCUUCGCUUAUCCCUUCCUGUUUGACAACCUCCCUCUCUUCUACCGGCUUGGACUGUGCUGGGGCAGGAGCCACAACUGUGGGCAGGAGGCACUGAGCACCAACCAUGGCUACCACCUCCUCUGUGCGCUGCUUACUGGCUUCCUCUUCGCCUCCCAUCUGCCUGAGCGGCUGGCACCAGGACGCUUUGACUACAUUGGUCACAGCCACCAGCUAUUCCACAUCUGUGCCGUGCUGGGCACCCACUUCCAGCUGGAGGCAGUGCUGGCUGAUAUGGGAUCCCGCCGAGCCUGGCUGGCCAUGCAGGAACCCGCCCUGGGUCUGGCAGGCACUGUGGCCACGCUGAGCUUAGCAGUGGCCGGUAAUCUACUCAUCAUCGCUGCCUUCACAACCUCCCUAUUUCGGGCCCCCAGUACCUGCCCCCUGCUGCAAGGUGGCCUGCUGGAGGCGGGUACAAAGGCCAAACACCAGUGAGGCCCCAUCUCUAUGCCUACCCUGGAGGGAGACAGGGGCCAGGCCUGGUGCUGCAGAGGAGCCUGGUAAAGUGGGGACACUACUGAGCCUGGAACCAAGAUUGGCUGAAGAAAGAGUGCAGGGGAGAGAAGGCAGAGAGGAGAGGAGCUAGGGAUGCUGGCAGAGAGCAGGAAGGUCAGUGCAGGUGCUCUGGAAGGGGUUGGGGGAAGUGCUGAGGGUCUGAGAGGGGAGGUGCAUGUGUCUAG